AUGGCUCGCACGACCACACGUGAUUGGGAUAGUAUCUUCAUCCCGUUUGGAGGCAUCGACUUCGGGCCCAAAUCGUCCGCAUCAACCGUCGUCACCAUCAUCUUCCGGACGGGUGAUGACAUCCCCGGCACGGGUCUGCACUGGCAUGAGACACACACCGAAUACCUGCAAGUCGUGGAAGGCUAUGCACUUGUGACAAUUGGUGAUCGCACAGCUGUAUUCACAAAGGAUGAUGGUGUCAUCACGAUACCCCGAUAUACAGUCCACCAGUACAUGCGCGCAGACAACACAGAGAAAGGCAAGGCAGGCAAGGACAUGGACCUUGUUGUUCGAGAAUGGACAGAGCCAGCAGAUGGCGACAAGGAGAUCUUCUUUCGCAACAUCUUGAGUCUGCUCAAGGAUAAGAAGGAUACUGUAACGGGGACAGUGGGAAUGCUGUUUUCCAUCAUGGUCGUUGCUUGGUCACACGAUAACUAUCCUGUGUUUUGGAAAGGCCCCAGGUUUCUGGGAAAACGUGUUCAAGGAACAGUUCAGAGGGCCGUGACAUACUCGUUGAUGGGAUGUCUUGUCUUCAUGGGUCGGCUGGCAGGGUGCCAGUCGCAUUAUGCCGAGUAUACGCCAUGA
Molecule: messenger RNA, 624 nt
Organism: Fusarium keratoplasticum
Lineage: Eukaryota; Fungi; Ascomycota; Sordariomycetes; Hypocreales; Nectriaceae
Product: Cupin-2 domain-containing protein
Exons: 1
Coding region: 1-624 (207 amino acids)
Source: RefSeq, a predicted model, not a curated record